Molecule: messenger RNA, 1881 nt
Organism: Seriola dumerili (greater amberjack)
Lineage: Eukaryota; Metazoa; Chordata; Actinopteri; Carangiformes; Carangidae
Gene: lrrc17
Product: leucine-rich repeat-containing protein 17-like
Exons: 5
Coding region: 185-1549 (454 amino acids)
Cellular component (GO): plasma membrane
Molecular function (GO): protein binding
Source: RefSeq, a predicted model, not a curated record
GGGGACGCGGGACCAACCGGAGAUCUGCAGGUCCUAGUGGACGAGCCCGAGCCAGAUUCUCUCCCUGCACAGCUGUGACCGGCCCAGUCACACCAAUACAUCCGACAGCAAUCUUCCAAGGUUGACCUGAUUACCGAGAGGCCUUCCCUUCCUCCUCCUCCUCUCUCUCUCUCCUCUCCACAUCAUGCGUCUCCUCACCACCCUUCUCUUCUUCCUGCUCCUCCGGUCAGCGGAGCCCCGGAGAGGCCCUCGGUCAGGGGCUGCGGAGAGGGGCGCCAGGGGCCGUGUGCGAGGCAGAGGCAGGGCGGGGGUCAUGAGGCGUCAAACUCAGGAGUGUAAGGAAUACAUGGAGGCGGGAGAGAAGUACCUGGACUGUCAGGACAGGCAGCUGACCACCGUGAUGCAAGACUGGCCCAAAGACAUUCACCACCUGCUGCUGGCAAGAAAUAAGAUUCAGGUUUUGAGGGACAACAUGUUCUCUCAGUUCACCAAGCUGAAGAGCCUGGACCUCCAGCAGAACGACAUCUCCAUGGUGGAGGACGGAGCGUUCAGCGGCCUCUCCCAGCUCACCACCCUGCUCCUCCAGCACAACAGACUGAAAACAGCCUCUGAGGAAGUCCUGCUCCCUCUGCCCCGCCUUACCUACCUCCGUCUCUAUGACAACCCCUGGAGCUGCGGGUGCUCAUUGGACAGCCUGGUCAGGAAGCUGCAGAUACCCAGUAGCCGCAACCUGGGCAACUACGCCAAGUGUGCGGAGCCUCUUUUACUGACGGGCCAGAAGCUGAAGAAGCUGAACGUGGACUCGCUGUGUGUGGAUGACAACCAGGUGGACAUCAGGCCGGGGGGUGGAGGUGGGGGUCGACCACGUCCUCCACCAUUCCAAGUGAAGCCAGAGGCCACGUCUAUGUGUCACACCUACAUGUUCCCGAAACCUCUGCUGGACUGCAGCAGCAAAGAUUUGAAUCACAUCCCGUCUGACCUGCCGUCUGACAUAGUGAAGAUGGAUCUGUCCAGUAACAGUAUCAAACAUCUCAGGCCCAAACAGUUCCUGCUGUCCAAAGACCUCAAGCUGCUCAACCUUAGCGGCAACAGCCUGCACCGUGUAGACACAGCUGCAUUCGCAGGCCUGCUGUACCUCCGUGAGCUCGACCUGUCCAACAACAGCCUCCAUUACUUCCAGUAUGGUGUCCUGGAAGACCUCUACUUCCUACGGCAGCUCUCGCUGGGCAACAACCCGUGGAUCUGCGACUACAACAUCCACUACCUGAUCUACUGGCUUAAGCACCACCCCGGCGUCUUUUACAGUGGCCUGAUCUGCUCAGAGCCGCAGGAGUUCAGGGGCUGGCGUGUUGAGGAUUACGUCAAGACCUACAACGGGGAAUGUCCCAAGGAUAAACAAACGGGAGGGACGGAUAAAGGACAGGGAGGACAAGGAGGGUCGGACAAUGAGGCGCAGGAGGUGGGGGAGACGGAUGAGGACCAGGGUGAGCAUCUGCCUCGGCCCUUGAGAGAGAAGUUCAACAAGUUUGAGAUCAUCCGGCUGAGUUAGAGAGGAGGUGGAUCAGUGGACUGGUGUGGUUUAGUUUGGAGGGAAAUUUACGAAAUACGCCACAAGGCGGUCUGUGGACAGGCUAAAGAAUGGAUUACUAAAGGUAGACUCAGUGAUUCAAUGUUCAAAUAAAAAUGUGAUAAGAAGAAGUACAAAUUUGGGAUAAAAAAAAAUGUAUUUUGGGCUUAAUUUGAUUUGAUGUCUUUUUAAACGUUUCCCAUUUUGUGUGGAUGACAACAGAACAUUAGUCACAAUGUCAUAUUGCUAAGUUUACCUUUAAACAAAACGUUAAGGAAAUGCUGUUUGAGCUUUGUUUUAUCUUUUUUUUUUUU